This is a messenger RNA of Dendroctonus ponderosae (mountain pine beetle), 938 nucleotides long. RefSeq names its product N-alpha-acetyltransferase 10. The transcript is spliced from 4 exons. Gene Ontology annotation, biological process: N-terminal peptidyl-glutamic acid acetylation. Gene Ontology annotation, cellular component: NatA complex. The record is from RefSeq and is a predicted model, not a curated record. NCBI's taxonomy places the organism in Eukaryota, Metazoa, Arthropoda, Insecta, Coleoptera, Curculionidae. The coding region runs from base 351 to 851 and encodes 166 amino acids. Gene Ontology annotation, molecular function: protein-N-terminal-glutamate acetyltransferase activity; protein N-terminal-serine acetyltransferase activity.
AAGAAAAUCUCUUUAUCAUUCAACAUGGCGCUAUUGGAUACAUGUGAAUUGCCACAUAACAUUUUUGCUUUUUUCUAUUUAGUUUUGUAGGGUAGGAAUAGAUAUGAACGAUUUUUUUCUUGUAAUUUUAUCAUUACUUUUGGCGGUGCUUGUUGUGGUACUCUUUGUGGCUUUUGGCUGGUAUUUAUUGUGGGUUCUGGUCUUGAGCAGGUUUAAAUUUGUCAGAGACUUACUGAACAGUGCUAAGGACAGUAAAGAUUCACCACCGCCGAGGCAAUCUAAAACCAAGAAGACUAGAAAAGACUGAUUUUAAUUAAUUAAGGUAUAUUAGCAAUAAGGAUCUACUUACAAUGAAUAUAAGGUGCGCUAAACCAGAAGAUUUAAUGAAUAUGCAGCACUGCAAUUUAUUGUGUUUGCCUGAAAACUAUCAAAUGAAGUACUACUUUUACCAUGGAUUAAGCUGGCCUCAACUCAGCUAUGUUGCUGAGGAUGAAAAUGGGAAGAUUGUCGGUUACGUGCUGGCAAAAAUGGAAGAAGACCAGGAAGAUUUGAAACAUGGGCACAUUACAUCUUUAGCAGUGAAGAGAUCGCAUAGACGUUUGGGUUUAGCACAAAAGCUAAUGGAUCAAGCCUCAGAAGCGAUGGUUGAAUGUUUCGACGCCAAAUACGUAUCGUUACACGUGAGAAAAAGUAACAGGGCUGCCUUGAAUCUCUACAAAAACUCCCUGAAGUUUGAAACUGUUGAGAUUGAACCAAAAUAUUAUGCAGACGGUGAGGAUGCGUAUUCGAUGAGGCGAAACCUGUCACACUUUUCAAGAAAAAAGGACGAUCAACAGAAAGCAGAGGAAUAAUGGGAUAAUUAAAUUUUAAACAAUUAAUGCUCCGAUCAAUUACUAACUGAUUGAUUAUUAUGGAAAUAAAUAUUGGCUUUCGAUCCA